Molecule: messenger RNA, 1259 nt
Organism: Amphibalanus amphitrite
Lineage: Eukaryota; Metazoa; Arthropoda; Thecostraca; Balanomorpha; Balanidae
Product: U-scoloptoxin(01)-Er1a-like
Exons: 5
Coding region: 375-734 (119 amino acids)
Cellular component (GO): extracellular region
Molecular function (GO): chitin binding
Source: RefSeq, a predicted model, not a curated record
CGGACUGCGAUUUGUGGUUUGUGCUCGAAGAGUGUGUGCUGUGGGCUGAGUCGUCAAAUUGAGCUGUCUCCCAACAGAGCGCCAUGACUGACUGACGUGGGUCCUUAGCACGCCAAUGUCGUUCCAAUGCAGACCUUACCCACUCUGACCGUGAGACAGCGGGUCGGCAGUGACCGCUACCCCUCCCCUCCCUGGCUCCUCCCUCUGCCAUGGCAGCCGCAGGGCCAGAGAUGCUCCGGUCACGUGACCGCCCGACGACUCGCGCCGCGCGCGCCCUAUAAAUGUGAAGGGUCGACCCCAGCACAGUGAGACGUGCAGUGCAGGUGGCAGAGAUAGCAGCUCCCCGAUCGCAGAGAGACACACAGUCACACAAGAUGGCCCGGGUACGAUCCGCUCUGCUGCUGGCAUUCGCCGCUGUUGUCGUCUCCUCACAUGUUGCGAAGCGGCAAGUCCCCGAAGAGUACCCGACGUACGCUCAGGUGCCGGACGAUGUCGCCUUCACGUGCGAUGACAAACUGCCAGGCUAUUACGCCGACGUGGAUUAUCAGUGCCAGGUCUGGCACUGGUGCACUCCUCAGGCCACCCUGUACAGUUUCCUGUGCCCCAACCAGACCGUCUUCAACCAGCAGUACCGCGUCUGCGACUGGUGGUACAACGUCGACUGCCCCAGCGCCACCAGCCAGUACGUCAACAACGAGGAACUCUACAAGGAUGCCGAGGGCAACCCCAUAUAAUCAGCGGGCCCGCCGGCCCCAGUCAGUCAGUGUGUGCGGCGUGCGCGCGGUGUGCCACGGCGAAAUUCCGAGAGCAGCUAGACGCUUAUAGAACACUAGAGGCUCGGCAAAGACAGCAUGUUUGAAGAGCGUGUGAGAGCUGCGCGGAGUGGGGUAUGCGUGAUGCUGGUCGAGACAGCAGUGGUUUUGUUUUGAGGAGUGCCGUUGUCUCAAAGUGUGCUUUGCAGUGAUUUUUUUUCAUAAAAAGGCGAUAGAAAACAAUGAAUGCAUAUAUUGUCCAGUUAGCUUUUGCAAAUGAAAUCGCUUAAUUCAGCAUUGCUCUUAGACCCAGACACUUGUAUAAUGUACUUUGUAGUAGUUUUUGCAGUCAAUCGCUUUACGGAGACUUUGUGUUAUUGUUGCUGAUGAAUAGUGCAACUGCUGUAAGCCCGACUCGUUUGUGCUUACAUACCGGCUGUAUCGCUGGCUAGCGCACGGUUUCUUUCAUACGACUGACGUGUCGGUCAAAAUACACAAAUGCUCUGA